AUGAUGUAUAGGGAACUAUUAAAGCAUUUUGAACGGGUUUGUGAUAUUGCAUUGGACACUGAAGUAAUGAGGCGAUAUAUUAAGUAUCAUUUGAACAUAUUGGAGCAUGACCUUUUGAAUUGGUAUAAUGAUCAAAUGAUAGUUCCAAAUUGGGAAUUGAAAGAUACACAUGAUGGUGUGGGUGAGGGUGAGGGUGAGAGUGAAGAUGAGGGUGAGAGUGAGGGUGAAGGAAGAAAUAUAAGAGAUCCUAGAUACGUAGCUUCUCGUGGACGUCCAAGGUUGAAUAGAUAUAGAGGGCGAAUUGAUUCAUACUUUAGAAGUUCACAAAUGGCUGGUGGAAGUGGAGUUAGAGGUAAUAGGAGGGGUAGAGGUGUUGGUAGAGGUGGUGGUAGAGGUGUUGGCAGAGGUGGUGGUAGAAGUGGUGGUAGAGAUGGUGGUAGAGGCCGUGGUAGAGGUGGUGGCAGAGGUGGUGGAAAUACUGGGCUAGCAGAAGGAAUUGAG
Molecule: messenger RNA, 501 nt
Organism: Nicotiana tabacum (common tobacco)
Lineage: Eukaryota; Viridiplantae; Streptophyta; Magnoliopsida; Solanales; Solanaceae
Source: RefSeq, a predicted model, not a curated record